This is a messenger RNA of Acanthaster planci (crown-of-thorns starfish), 696 nucleotides long. RefSeq lists its product as uncharacterized. NCBI's taxonomy places the organism in Eukaryota, Metazoa, Echinodermata, Asteroidea, Valvatida, Acanthasteridae. The record is from RefSeq and is a predicted model, not a curated record.
AUGGAGCGGAUCGCCAUUGACCUUACCGGACGCCUGCCCCGAACCAAGGCCAGAAACACCAGCAUAAUGGUAGUGGCGGACCAUUUCACAAAGUGGGUGGAGGCGUUUCCCCUUCCGGAUCAGACGGCCGAGACUGUGGCCAAGAGGAGCAGUCCGACGGCAUGGUCGAACGUCCACCCCCAGUCCGACAGCAUGGUUGAACGGUUCAAUCGUACCGUGAAGACCAUGCUGAGCAUGUUUGUGGAUGAGAACCAGGACGACUGGGACGAACAUCUUCCCUACGUUCUGAUGGCCUACUGCUCCUCCCAGCACGAUAGCACCAGGCUCACCCCGAACAUGCUCAUGCUCGGGAGGGAGUUUGCCUGGCGGCACCUGAGGCGGACUCAGAGCUACCAGAAGCAGCAGUACGACCGUCGCGCCCAGGAGGGCGGGUUCGAGCCCGGCCAGGCUGUUUGGCUGUUCACCCCAAAGAAGAAGGUCGGCCACUCCCCCAAGCUGCAGCCGUGGUGGGACAGAUCCUUCGCGGUGCUACAACGCCUCAACGACGUGACCUACAAAGUGCAGCGUAGCGUCCGAGCGAAGGCUCAGAUCGUGCAUCUCAAUCGGCUCAAGCGCUACCUGGGCGACGUGCAGCUUGGAUGGUGGGAGCGCACAGCCCGCGGAGCGUUGGCCGAGUCCUCGGAGGAGGCAGUGUAG